CUCUACACAGUAUGGCCGGCGAUAUUAGCUAGCACUCGCUAACGGUAUUCUCUGCAAAAGGGAAGACGGUAACUCAAGAAAAUCAACACCCGGAUUGCUUAAAGGACUGUACCUCAAUAAAUUAUAACGGAUCGAGGAAGGUUUCAUUAAGCUGUAAACGUUAUAACCGACGUUUUAUAUUUUUUGUUGGGUGUCUGUUGUCUCAUGAUGGAAGAUAACGGUGCACAUUUCUUCGAGGGGACAGAGAAGCUGUUGGAGGUGUGGUUCUCUCGGCAGGAUGAGACCAAAGGAACCGGGGACCUCCGUACCAUCCCAAGGUUUGAGUGGGACAAACUUUUGGAGAAUGUGCAUUGUUUGAUCAUAAGUGUGACAAAGUCUGACAAGCAGGAAGCUUAUAUACUCAGUGAGAGUAGCAUGUUUGUCUCCAAGAGACGUUUCAUUUUGAAGACGUGCGGAACCACCCUCUUACUGCAAGCACUGGUGCCUCUGCUGGAACUCGCCAGGGAGUACUGCGGUUUCGAUGCCAUCGAGAAUUUCUUCUACUCCCGCAAGAACUUUAUGAAGCCAACCCAUCAAGAGUUCCCUCAUCGAAACUUCCAGGAGGAAGUGGACUUUCUCAGCCAGAUAUUCCCAAAUGGCGCAGCCUACUGUAUGGGACGUUUGAACUCUGACUGCUGGUACCUGUUUACCCUGGACUUACCAGAGUACUGGGAGAACAAGCAUGCGGAUCAGACGCUGGAAGUUCUGAUGAGUGACCUCGAUCCAGCCAUUAUGGACCAGUUCUAUAUGAAAGAUGGUGUUUCUGCAAGUGAUGUCACUCGUAUGAGUGGAAUUCGUGACCUGAUACCAGGUUCUGUGAUCGAUGCCACAAUGUUCAACCCUUGUGGAUACUCAAUGAAUGGAAUGAAGACGGACGGAACUUACUGGACCAUCCACAUCACCCCGGAGCCGGAGUUCUCCUACGUCAGCUUUGAAACCAACCUGUCCCAGACAUCGUACGAUGAUCUGGUCAGGAAGGUGGUGGAGGUGUUCAAGCCAGGAAAAUUUGUGACUACGCUUUUCGUCAAUCAGAGCUCCAAAUGUCGCAGUGUCUUUUCUUCUGCCCAGAAACUCGAGGGCUACAAGCGUCUCGACCGCCAGUUGGCUCAAUUCAACGACUACAAUUUUGUCUUCACAAGUUACGCCCAGAACCGCCAGCAGAACCAGCAGAGCUGAGGGUUGAGAAUGAAGAAGAGGCGUAAAAAGAAAGGCAGCCGCUCGGGGCUCUCCCCCUGCGGCUGGCUUCACCCCCCAGUAGAGAGCUUGUUGUCCUCCUGCCCCCCUCUCUACCCCCUCCUCUUCCCCUCCCUCUGCUGCCGUCGUCGUUCAGAAUCUCCCGGUGCUGACGCGGUUGCGAGCCCUAGUUUAACCUCCAGUUUGAGUUGUUUGCAUUGUUGUACCUGUGACUUAGAUCUCUUGCAUGACGGCUCUUUUCUCUGUUUCGAUAUUCUAGCUCACUCUUGCUGUGAUCUUGAAGUGCAUGUAGAGGAAUUAAACACGCUCUGUUUGAGGCUGUCCACCUCUACCCAGUACAACGGUCCCUUCCUGCAGGUGUCCCCCCUCAUCCCCCACAGACAAGGCUUCCGCCCACACUAGGCCAGGGCCCUGACAUGCUCAGAUCAGUCUGCCCCUUAAUCAGCUCAACUCAGCUUGUCUAUUAAAAUUCUCCACCUAAUAUGACAAUUGGUAUUUAUGAAUCGCAACCAGUUCUUCAGCGCACUUAAAAACCUGUUUACUCAUGGUAAAAGAAGACAUUUUGUCUCAAGUUUCAUUGAAUGUAUAAGUCGUGGUAAGCUUUUGGCCAUUCCAAACAUCGUCGGGACAUUUUUUUGAAGUUUCUCUGAAAACGAAUGCCAUACUUGAUGUUUAAUGUCGCACUAUUGGAUAAAAUGUUUUCAUUGGUCAAUGGGCUCUUUGGUUGCUGUAAACUGCACUUAAGCAAAAUACUUCCUGCUUUUGCUGGGCUUCGAAGCUGACCUGCAUUCAUCCAUUUGUGCUCCUCCACCUCGACAAUCACCUACUGUAGUCUUGUUUCCCCCAAAUAGACAGCCUUUAAAGUUGUAUGCCUGGAAAUCUAUUUAUGAAUCCUUAUUGUUAUAGCGGGCUGUGUCUAUAGGAAGGUUCUAUCCUAUACACACCCGUCAUAUUCAGCACUCUUAAUUUUCCACAUUUACAUGAAUUUAAAUGGAAAAUGUUCAAACUGAAUGUAGCACUAGCAGUGUAAAGCAGCGGCCUGCCCGCCCCCGCCCCCCCCUCCUGUCUUUCGAAUGUACACAUCUCUAGAGAAAAGCCUGGACCGGGUUUGAGCUGAAUGUACGACUCCAGGAGAGCACACCCCCACCCUCCUCUUCCCACACACAUGCACACACAGCGUUCACAAUGACCUCUGUCGACCAGCCAUUGUCCAGCUCGCUGCAGGUCUCGCCCUGCCAGAGUCAGACUGUCAGCUGGCCCCAGAACCGUGACAUGACGAGAGCUGGCCCUCCUGGCUGCGCCCGCUUUGAAUGGGAAAUAAUGAAUCAGACACUUUUUGCUUAGUUGCCCAGCAAAGCAUUUUUCUUCUUCCCACAUAAUAUCUAUCCUCUCUCUGACUCUUUCCGCCCCAUACAGAAAUCUGUAGGCACACAAUAGAGGCCCACCAGUCUGAGCAUGCCAGGGGGAUCCCGGAUCAUUCCACAUGUAACUGCUGCAUAAACUGCCAUUUUAUUAAAUUUAUUGUGCCCAGACAUUUUUUGCAGUGAAUUGGUCGAAAAUGUGACACCCAUAGCAGUUUUUCUUUUUGUUUGGAUCAAUGCCCUUUUUGUUUGUUGAGGGGGGGAAAAUCCUGUGACACCAUGGUGCAUGUGACUACUAGUGCCGUGUUGCUUGACAGUGUAAUGUAGCGCCGUCUCUUCCUCCUUUUGUCAGUAGGUCUGUGCUUCACCUUCCUCUUGUUUUACCAGCUGAAAGUGUAGUUGCAACUACCACAUCCUGAUGUGUUUUGGAUAGGCGGGGACUCUUUCCUUUAGGGGCUGGGUCAACAUGUAAUCUUAUUUCAAGUGCUGAAUGCAGGUUAGGUUUCUUAUUUAUUACUUCAUGAAACGUUUGUCAGACGCCCAAUGUUUGUUCUCUCUGCCUGCCUGACUUCAGUAGCGUUCACAGUGCUUCUCCUGCCAGAGAAUGCAGUUUGAAUUGGGGGGAAGACGCGGCGGGAAUCUAACCUGCUUUCAGCCCUUUUCUUUGAUCUGCGAUGAUUGCAUCAGCACCUGUAACAGUGCAUUAAUCACCUAAGGCAUCUGUGAGCCAGUUGGAACAGUUCAUCUUAGAAUGAGCAGUGAAGUUGACACUUGGAAUAGUUUCUCUCUAGUUUGUCUAUCAUGGCGUUUUGGAGUGGUUUCAUUCUUUUCCUGAGGACCAAUUUUCUGCUCUUGCAUGAACUACUUUCAACUUGCUGUCAAAUGACUUGGGUGAUCUGCCGUGACUGUAAUGGGUCCUUUUUUUUUUUUUAAAAAAAAUAAAUAAAAAGUCGCUCAUUUAGGGGAUUUAAACUGUAAAAAAAAAAAAUAAUAAUAAUUUAAAAAUACUGAAGCAGUUUAAUGCUGACUGUUCCUAAAGUACAUUUUAGCCUUGUUGGUGUGAAUCAUUGCUAUUUUGUUUUAUAUUUUAUACAGUGAACUCAAAAUGCAUUUUUGCAGUUGAAUGGUAAUAGAAUUUUAUACAAAAAAUAUUUUGUAUUUUGCUGCGGACCAAUAUAUAUAUAUAUAUAAUUUUUUUUUUUUUUUUUUUUUUUUUCCCCCCCCUCUUGUCCAAAUGUUUUGUUGAACUAGUGUUCAAAGCAAGUGUGUUAAGGGAUGACCUUUUCAAAGCUGACUAAAUCAUGUUUUUAUUUCACUUUCCCUUCCUCUGUGACUCUUCUGAAAUAUUCCAGCGGAAGGGGAAGUAAAAGCCUCCCCUGGGUGACAUGGGCACAGUUGCAGGAUCUAUCAGGAUGUACUGAAGGAGAAACUUUGCUGUUCUAAUUCUUUCUUUUGCUGUUCUUUGGAUGGUCAAGAUGUGCUAAAUAUAUCUGUGCUAUGAGCUUGAUGCUUCAAUAAAAAAAGAUACUUAUCCGUG
Molecule: messenger RNA, 4131 nt
Organism: Micropterus dolomieu (smallmouth bass)
Lineage: Eukaryota; Metazoa; Chordata; Actinopteri; Centrarchiformes; Centrarchidae
Gene: amd1
Product: adenosylmethionine decarboxylase 1
Exons: 9
Coding region: 205-1215 (336 amino acids)
Biological process (GO): spermine biosynthetic process; spermidine biosynthetic process
Cellular component (GO): cytosol
Molecular function (GO): adenosylmethionine decarboxylase activity
Source: RefSeq, a predicted model, not a curated record